AUGCCUUGCCACUGCUGCAAUAAGCCUCCACCAAAGCUCCACACCCCCCAAGGUCGUUCUGGACGAUUAUUAUGUUGGGAAGAUUCCUCAUACCCCGAAGAAGUUCUUCCUGGAGUUGUCGUCGAUUUCUAUUACCAGUCCAUGACUGACUGGGAAUUGGCAAUAGCGAGACAACGAUGGCCGAACAAUCCUUACCUGUACGUCGAAUACGCAAGACGAACCCCAGGACAUCUAAAAGGAUCAUCACGAAACGGCCAGCUUCUUGACAACCAGCCAAUUCUUCGCAAGUUCUUAUGCUCUGACAAAGGUCCUGGAGAGGAUGCCUCAAUUUCCAAGACCAAGAAUGGCAAAUCAUCUAUCAAAAUGGCGACCAGUUCUGUAAAGGAAGCGCUCGCGUCGAAACCAAAGGAUCCUCGCUCGACGAUGACCCAAUCAAAAGCUGCAACACAGGCAACUGGAUUAUCAAAGAGGACCUUCUCAUAG
Cadophora gregata is the source of this 483-nucleotide messenger RNA. RefSeq lists its product as uncharacterized. The transcript has a single exon. The record is from RefSeq and is a predicted model, not a curated record. NCBI's taxonomy places the organism in Eukaryota, Fungi, Ascomycota, Leotiomycetes, Helotiales, Ploettnerulaceae. The coding region runs from base 1 to 483 and encodes 160 amino acids.